CAAGCGGCGCACGCGCCGCGACCGCCAGACGUGCGGGCUGACAAGCGAUUGGUCAAGACGGCUGGGCUGAGCGAUCGAUGCGCACUGGCCGUCGAGCCAAUCAAAGAGCCAGUCGUCGACGGCGUGCAGGUGGUCCAGCGAAUGGCGCAGCCGCCACAAUCGCUGCUCGUCCAGCUCGACUGGCCAACCUGCGGGCCACGUCAGGCGCGCGCAAGAGGCGGAGGAGCGUCGGUUGGUGGCGUGCAAUUUGGCACGCGGCCGCUUCCGCCUCUGGCCGCUGCUCUCCAACGCGACGCCCGUGAAGGCAGCUGGCACGACUCGAGUGCUGCCAUUCCAUUUGGGACGCACAGCCACGAAGCUGUUCGGCAUUGCGGGCGCGCCAAAGGCUAA
Molecule: messenger RNA, 390 nt
Organism: Protopolystoma xenopodis
Lineage: Eukaryota; Metazoa; Platyhelminthes; Monogenea; Polystomatidea; Polystomatidae
Source: the annotation of a GenBank genome assembly